Molecule: messenger RNA, 1391 nt
Organism: Papaver somniferum (opium poppy)
Lineage: Eukaryota; Viridiplantae; Streptophyta; Magnoliopsida; Ranunculales; Papaveraceae
Product: mitochondrial succinate-fumarate transporter 1-like
Exons: 2
Coding region: 146-1075 (309 amino acids)
Biological process (GO): succinate transport; fumarate transport
Source: RefSeq, a predicted model, not a curated record
CAACAAAUUCCAUUCAUUCAUUCAUUCAUCUGAGAGUGAAAAAAAUGGAGUGCCAAUUUCCUUAGCAAAAAAAUCACCAAUCUAAAAACCCUAAUUCCUUUUUUGUUUGUCUUCUGCAAAACCCUGAUUUGUUGUUCCAAGAAAAAUGGGGGAAGAAGAAGAUGAACAGAAGAAGAAGAUGAUGAGGAAACCAAUCCCACCAUACAUGAAAGCAAUAUCAGGAUCAGUAGGAGGCAUAGUUGAAGCAUGUUGUUUGCAACCAAUAGAUGUGAUAAAAACAAGAUUGCAAUUAGAUAGAAGUGGUGUUUACAAAGGGAUAUCACAUUGUGGUAAUACUGUUAUAAAGACAGAAGGUGUUAGAGCAUUAUGGAAAGGAUUAACACCAUUUGCUACUCAUUUAACCCUCAAAUAUGCACUUAGAAUGGGUUCUAAUGCUAUGUUCCAAACUGCAUUCAAAGAUAGAGAUACCGGGAAGCUUAGUUAUCAAGGGAGAUUGAUGUCUGGGUUUGGUGCUGGUGUUCUUGAAGCUCUUGUUAUUGUUACACCAUUUGAGGUGGUGAAGAUUAGAUUGCAGCAGCAGAAAGGACUAAGCCCUGAGCUCCUCAAGUACAAAGGACCUGUACACUGUGCAACCACUAUCGUUCGUCAAGAAGGCAUCCUCGGGCUCUGGGCAGGGGCUGCACCAACUGUUAUGCGAAAUGGAACAAACCAGGCAGCCAUGUUCACAGCCAAGAACACUAUAGAUGUGAUUUUAUGGAAAAAGCAUGAAGGGGAUGGGAAGGUAAUCCAGCCAUGGCAGUCCAUGGUAUCAGGGUUCUUAGCUGGAACUGUAGGUCCUGUAUGCACUGGACCGUUUGAUGUCGUGAAAACAAGGCUGAUGGCUCAAAGUCGUUCUGCAAAUGAUGUGAAGUAUACUGGCAUGGUCCACGCCAUCAGAACCAUAUUCCAAGAAGAAGGUUUGCGUGCUUUGUGGAAAGGGUUGCUGCCUCGGCUCAUGAGGAUUCCACCUGGUCAGGCCAUCAUGUGGACUGUGGCUGACCAAGUGACCGGCUUUUAUGAGAAGAGAUACAACUAGCAUGCUCCCUUGUAAGUCCUCAUCAAGAACACAUCUGCUUUUCUUGUGUGUUUUUUUUUCUGGCUCCCAACUUACUGUCAAUCUCCGAAAUAGGACGUUUUUUCUUUUAAACUCUUCUGUUAGCUUUCCGUUCAGCUAAAUUAAUCCAGGACAGGAUUCCACCUCGAGGGAAGAAACCAUCUAGAAGAUAUUAGGUUGCAUAUAUUGUGAAUCCCCCAACUAUUCUUUGCUUGUAUAAUGAAAUGCAGGGCUAAAUGUUGAUGCCAAUUCUUGUUUGCGUAGAACAAAAGGGUACACAGUUGUUUAUGUUCAUAUA